Molecule: messenger RNA, 1959 nt
Organism: Pyricularia oryzae 70-15
Lineage: Eukaryota; Fungi; Ascomycota; Sordariomycetes; Magnaporthales; Pyriculariaceae
Exons: 1
Coding region: 253-1833 (526 amino acids)
Source: RefSeq, a predicted model, not a curated record
GACCGCCAGGCCAAGACGUCUUAUUUUAUUAUCCAAGAUUUGUAGUAGUUGUCUCACCACAGCUUUAGAUCAUCAGCGCCCCUGGGUGAAGGGCCGACAGUCCAGUCCCACAGUAAGCAGAAAGACUUGGCAAAUUUUGAAUUUCGCACAUUUAUCUAGCCGUGUCAUCCUCUUUUUUUUCACCCGUCUUUGAUACUGCGUGACUUUUGUCCCUUUUGUCUUUUUCAUCCCGUCUUCGGACCAGCGCCGAAAAUGGCCUCCCACAGAUACCAAAGUCCAUCUGAGGCGACGCCAAGGAGCGAUGCAUACCAUGAUGGACUCGAGGUAGCGGCUCCUCAGCACAACAACCUCGAGGUCCACUCGCCAUACGAUGGACCCAUGCCCAUGCCCAUGGCACACAACCAGCGUCCUCCGACGAACAAUUACCCCAACGCCGACAGUGCCGCCGACAGAACGUCUGCAUGGGAGUCCAAGACGCUGUAUUCGAACUCGCCCCUUCCAAUACCCGUGGCAACUCCCGCCUACCACGAGAACCAAAGUUCUGGAAACACUGGCACCCAGCGGGGGAAGAAGAUUGGGUUCAUCGUCGGCGCCAUCGCCGCGGUCAUCAUCGCCGGCGUCGUCUCAGGCAUCGUCGGAUGGCAGGUGACCGAGAACAGGACCCGCGACCGCAUCGUGGCCUUGGAGGCGGAGCUCAGGGAAGGCGGCGGCAGCGGCGGUGGAGCUAACAGCUGCGGCGUCAACCAGAACGACACGAGAGGCGUGGUUGACUUCCUGCAAAAGGGCUCCUCCCUCUCCGUCACCAGCUACCGCCCGUCCGAAGCGAGUACGGACUUUGAGAUGCGCGUCUACUACCAGAAGCCCUUUGGCGGCUCCAUCUACUAUUCGAUCUACAACACAAACUACGGCGCGUGGUCCAAGCCGCUCGAGGUCGGCGUCAAGUCCAACAGGGAAAGGGAGGGCGAUCCGCCGUGGGAGGGCACCCCGCUAGCCGCCACGGUGGUGCUGAACGACUCGCCGUUGAGACCCGUGCCUUGGGAUCAGGUCCUCUACGUCACCCAUGAGGGCAAGAUCGCCAUGCAGGACUGGGGCCCGGCCUACCCGCUCUGGGGCACCAAGGCGACGACGUACACGGACCUCGGCAACAAGCCCACCAAGGGCGGCAAGAUAGCGUACAUCUGGCCGCACAGCGUUUUUGAGGUCAGCAACGGCAAGGACUCGGUCAAGCUGACGCACCUCAUCCAGGACUACACGGAGAAGAAGAACUUCACUAGCAUGUCAGUCGAGCCCGUGGCGGGCAUCAGUCCGGGCACGGCGAUCGUGGCGUUGCCGAUCAAGGCCGCGUUCAGGGCACCGGAGCUGCGGCUCGUCUACCGGACCCGCGAUGGCAACCUCGGCAUAUUGGACCGUAACGGGGAGAACAAGACCAGGGAGGCCGUCCUCACCCGGAUCAGUGUCCCCGACAAGGCGCCCAUAACGGGUUUCUCGUCACGGCCGAACAACAGCCCGUUGGUGACGACGAAGCUCCUCUUUCGGGGCUCCGACAACAAGGUCCAGAUCCUGACGCAGAGCAGCGGGAUUGGUGACCUUACUGACACGGACCGGUGGGACGGCCCAGAGACGGACCCCGUUUUCGACAACAUGGACAGCGACUCGCAAAUCGCAUGUCUAACAAACUCCAUAGCAAAGUAUGGCAGAGUCACCAGGGAUGUCGCCGAAAACGACGAGAUGAGCAGGUGCUUUUUUCAAGAGGGUGGGAAGCUGAAGCAGGUCCACUGGGAUGGCAUGAAGUGGAAGGAUAUUGGGUUUGUGCCAAUGCCGGUACAAUCGUGAGGAUUCUGGAGGGGGAUGGUGGGGGAUCGAUUCAGCACCAGCCAUGAUUUAGUAACCAUUUUUGAGAUACCACAUGUCAUACUUUAUGCAUUAGCUAUAAUAAUAACAUAUUUUAUCAUAAGGCCG